This is a messenger RNA of Galendromus occidentalis (western predatory mite), 2505 nucleotides long. RefSeq names its product bromodomain-containing protein 4-like. The transcript is spliced from 6 exons. The coding region runs from base 1 to 2505 and encodes 834 amino acids. NCBI's taxonomy places the organism in Eukaryota, Metazoa, Arthropoda, Arachnida, Mesostigmata, Phytoseiidae. The record is from RefSeq and is a predicted model, not a curated record.
AUGGCCCUCCGCGGCCAGACUGUGCUCGUUCUGUGUUCGAUUGUUGUGCUUCUCGGAGUUCAAUUAGUUCAGGGACAAAAGGAUUCGGCGGUGAAGAGCCCUCAGAUCCAUGGGGGAGACUGGAAGCCAAUUGUUACCGACCCGAAGACGGGCAAGAAUAUCACAUUGAAGAUGAGUGAAAAAGUCGUGCUCACCAAAUCCAAGCCAAAAAACAUGGAGCCACAGAAAAUAAACCUGGACGUGAAAUCGGAUCGAGCCGGCAGACUUCUCAUCGAGCCGGGCAACUCGAACGCGUUCUACGUCUACCUGCCCGCGCGCUUCCUCCACCCGGACACUUCGGACGCUCACGACGGUGGUAGUCACGGCGGUGGUUUCCGUGGCGGUAACCAUCACCAUCAUCAAGAUACAUCGUUCAGGCGACCUAAUGGCCACUUCGAUCAUGGUCCGUCGUUCGGGCCGCAGGGUCCAUCUCCAGGUCCAUCGGGGCCCUCGACUUUCGUGCCCUCCGACUCGGGCCGUCAUCGGCCCAACUAUCUGCCGGAUCAGGGUUCCGAUGUCCAGCCGGGUGGGGUCCGGAUCUACAGUGGUUUCCAUCCGGUGCACACACCACCUCAGAGUCAGAACUAUCAGAGACCGCAACCGGCAUAUCAGCCUCCGCCCGGAGCCGAACCGACUCCCGUGUCCCAGUACACUUCGUCCGGAGGUCCCCAAAUGUACAUUCCUCAAGGGGAAAUCCCUCGCCCAAACCCUCAGAGUUAUCACGGACCCAGGGCGGAGAAUGGGCCUCAGUAUUCGGUCCCUCCCCAACAGCAGCAGCAGCAGCAGCAGCAACCUCAACAAUACAACUCAGCCCCUCCCCAUAGCUCGUCAGCGCCGCAACCGUCGAAAUUCCCCUCGGGAGGAGGAUAUGGAGUUCCGGAUAUCGAUGACACCGAGGACGAUGACCUGCCCGAACCGGGUUACGGAAGCGCUCCUCGAGCACCGAGUCCUCCGCCGACCGAACGCCCUGAGCCAGGCUACGGGAACAAUCGCCGUCGACCCGGCCCCGACUACAGUCAGCCGCAGCAGCAGCAGCAGCAGCCGCCCUCUCAGCUCCCACCACCUCAGCAAGUUCCUCCCCAGCCAGCCCUCUAUGUCCCGACCCCCCCACAGUUCCAAAGCCCCCCUCAAAUCGAACGCGGUUACGGCGCUCCGCGACGUCCAUCGUCUUACGGACAGGCCCCUCAGUCGUACCAAGGCCAACUUGCUCAGCCCCAAUCCAAAGCCUUCGACCCGAGUCCAAGACCUGUCGGAAUAGUUUCUGCUAGACCGCACAGCCCAUCGAGCUAUAGCCAACCGAUACAGAGACCGCAGGAGCCGCCGAAAUACAGCAAACCGAUCCCUCUCGAACCGCCCGUCAAAUCGGGCGGCGGUGGCGGUGGUUACGGACGUCCAGAGCCUUAUGAGGACGACGACGUCCCUCAACGACCUCAAGUGCGACCAGUGACCGUGGCGCCGUCCCCUGAAUUCUUCCCGGGUACCGUCUCCCCGGCUCGCACUCCCACUGAAGACGAGAAAGCCGGUGUGGGAAUCAUCGAACCGAGAGGACUCCCAACUUGUGCUGCAACUCCAAGACCACAAACCCAGAGCCAGGGCUUGAGAGACAUCGCGAGAGAACUCGGUGCCGAUUACGUAUUCACAGACUUCGGUGUUUCGGAGGCCGACAUCUUCUCUUCGGCAGGAAACGAAGGCCAAUUUACAGUCUUCCUGCCCGCGAACGAAGCCCGCUUGUUCACCAAUCCUGAGCUUUUGGCUUCCUGGCGUCAGAAUCGCGACGCUUUCAUGUCCACCUUGGCCAAUCACAUCGUGACGGGGCAAAUCACGCUGGAUCAACUCAAACGCGGAGGAUCCUUCGUUACGAAAACCAGCCAGAACGCUAUCAUCAACAGCCGAGGCCACGACGACGGGGUGAUCACUGUCAACGGGCAGAGAGUCAUUUACGGAGAUAUUCAGAUCCCUAACGGAGGGCUCCUACACAUCGUCGGCGGGUUCAUCCAUCCUAUCGCCGAUGAGGAAGUUAUUCCCCUGGUGGAGAAAUGCGACAAAUACGACGGCUUCGACACGUUGGCCGCAGGCACGGGUUUCAGCCGGGAGCUCGCCGGAAACGCCGGAGGGUACACUCUCUUCCUGCCGAGCAACGAUGCGCUGUCGAAAGUUCCGAAAGACGAGCUGGCAGUCAUCCGAACCAACACGACGGCGCUCAUCGAGUUCCUGAGAUACCAUGUGGCUCAGGGCAUUCACUAUAGCAACGACCUUCGAGAUGGCCAAUAUCUCACAUCUCUGCAUAGAAACAUGCCGCUCCGUGUCGGCGUCAACAUCGACGGUUGUAGAAGGCGCCUCUACGAGGUGAAUAAUUCGCCGUUGUACCGAGCCGACAUCCCCGCGUCGAAUGGAGUGGUCCACGUCGUCGACUGGGUUCUUCUGCCCAGCGACCACAAAUGGUGCAAGGACGUCAUCCUCCCAUGA